AUGACUUCUUCACCAUGCGUAGUCGCGUACGUACAGUAUCUGGCAGAAGGAGUUCCUGGUCACCUCUCUCGCGAGGACAUCUGUAAGCAUCUGAAUUCUCCAGCGUGGUACUAUACACGUGUGUACUUAGAUUCACCGUCCAACGAGGUGUCCCAUCUCCGUUUGCACGACACUUACAGAUGUCGAACGGCUGCCGUUCCAAGCGGACCACCGCAGAGCUGCAUCAUGCUUCCGUCUCGACCCCGUCUUUCCGCCUGCCUCGCCGCAACUCUUUAAACUCUCCCGCACGCCUUCUUCUUCCAACAUAAAAUUCGCGGACGAGCGAGCGACCCUCGCGCUGAUGUCGUGCCGUAAUGUAAAA
This is a messenger RNA of Chondrus crispus (carragheen), 361 nucleotides long. RefSeq lists its product as hypothetical. The transcript has 2 exons. The record is from RefSeq and is a predicted model, not a curated record. Lineage: Eukaryota; Rhodophyta; Florideophyceae; Gigartinales; Gigartinaceae. The coding region runs from base 1 to 276 and encodes 91 amino acids.